Frieseomelitta varia is the source of this 2240-nucleotide messenger RNA. It is a transcript of the gene Polr1F, whose product is annotated as DNA-directed RNA polymerase I subunit RPA43. The record is from RefSeq and is a predicted model, not a curated record. The transcript is spliced from 4 exons. Lineage: Eukaryota; Metazoa; Arthropoda; Insecta; Hymenoptera; Apidae. Gene Ontology annotation, biological process: DNA-templated transcription initiation. Gene Ontology annotation, cellular component: RNA polymerase I complex. The coding region runs from base 212 to 2230 and encodes 672 amino acids.
AUAAUUACAUUUAUUUUCUUGGAAAUAUAAUUUACAUCGUAUUCACACCUAUAAUUAGAAACUCUGGGACAACGUCUGUCAUUGUGGGUAUUGCCAAUGAUCUGCAGUAGCGGCAAAACAUUCGUCUAACCUUGUUACGCUUUUUGUUUUGCUGCAUGUGGCUACGCCGGAAACUGAGAUUAAUAAUUAUAUCGCGUUUGAAUCAAUUAACAUGAGAUUCAAAACAGACAGUGGGAUCAGUUGGUCCAGCCUAGAACUUAUGGGCCUUGUGGAAGACGAGGAGUCCCGCGUCUAUUUUGAAAAAUUUACAAAGCACCUUGGCUUACACCCAUUCCACUUGACGAACUUAAAUGCCGCGUUGAAUGAAAUUUUAAGCACGAAUCUGAAUUCUUACGAUCCUGACUUGAAAGGAUUUUUAUUAGCUUAUAGAAAUCCGAAAUUACUAACGUCGUUGGGAGAAAUAUUUUACGAUACAUGUUUCAUUCACGUUGAUGUUGAAACAGACUUUUAUGUAUUCAGACCAGAAGUUGGAUGUAAAUUGAAAGGAGUAGUCAACAAAAAGGGAUUAGAUCAUAUAGGAAUUCUUGUACAUAAGGCAUUUAACGUGUCGAUUCCUAAACCGGAUGACGAAGAAGAUUGGCCAGGUGAUAAUGUUGAAAUUGGCCAAGAAGUAAGAUUUACAAUAACACUUCUUGAUUUUAAUAGCAAGUUACCAUUUAUUCGCGGUGUUUUGAAUUCAAAUGAUUAUUUACAUGGCUGUAAAUUAAUGCUAAAAAGCAUUAAUAAUAAAAGAUUAUCUUCUAAGAAUAAUAUUUGCAGUAACAGUAGUAAUAACGUAUCAAAGAAAAAUAUUGAGCAUGCUGGAAAACAUACAUUUUUCACAACUGAUUCUGAAGAUACUGAUGGAGAUAUACCAAAAGUAAAAGAAGAAAUUGAACCCAAAGUAUCGGAGAAAAAGAAAAAAGCCAAAAAACGUGAUAAAGAGUUCAAUAAAAUAAAUGAGUCUAAAACUGAAUCUGAAGUCAAUGUAGAAUCUGAAGUCAAUGUAGAAUCUGAAGUCAAUGUAGAAUCUGAAGUCAAUGUAGAAUCUGAAUAUGAUCAUUAUACGAAUGAUAUUUCCUUAAAUGGUGAAUUAAUGAAUAAUGAAGAAUCAGAAUUGAGUAAUCCGAAAAGUAAAAUUGAAAAGAAAUUUAAAAUUAAAAGUUCUCCAAAUUGGGUAAAUGAAUGCGAUGAAACUUUUGUAGAUAAUUCAUCUAGAAAUUACCUAAAAUCUGAGAAUGAUACUAGUGAAAUUAAAGUUGAAUAUAACAAAAGUGAUAAUGAAAGUAUACUUGAGGAUAAAUCCACGAUAAAGAAAAAGUGUACGAAAAGAAAAAGUGAUGGUACCUCAAAGAGAGAUUCGAAGAAAAUUAAAGUAGAACAAUUUGAUGAUACAUAUGAAUACACAUAUGAUGAUGCGCAAGAGUUACCAACGAAACAAUAUAAGAAAUAUAAAAGACCUUUAAAGUUAGAAACCUCUGAAAGUGAACAGACUACACCAAAGAAGCAUUCAAAAAAAUCUAAUAUUUCAGAUUCUCAAGUUGUGUUUGAAAAUGUAAAAAUUAAAAAAGAACAAUUAACUAGUGGAUCCGAAAUCAGCCAAGACGAGAAUUAUGUAACAAUAAGUAAAACAUUAAAAAAAGAUCCCGACGCAUCUAGUUCUACUUGUGAUACACAAGAUGAAAAUAACACUACCAAAAAGAAACGAAAGAAACAUUCGAAGAACGCUAUUAGAGAUACGAGCACGAUUAAAAUAGAAUUUAAUGAACAUGAAUUUAAAAACUUUGCAAUUAAAGAAGAAAACUUCGGUAAUAAUGAAGAUAUAACUGAAGACAUUCAUUCAAAACAAUGUGUAAACAAUGUAAGUAGUUCACCUAGGAAAAAACAUAAUAUUAGUUCGAAUGAUAGUAUUUAUAAUGAUGAAGUAAAUACAAAUACCACAAAACGUUCGAAAAAGAAAGCAGUAAAUGAAGAUAUAAUAGGUAGUAAAGAGAUAAAAUUGGAGAAAUGUUCAACGACUGAUAAUUCGGACAUUAAUAAUAGUGAUUUUCGAAGUACUGAAAAAAGAAAAAAGCAUAAAAAAAAAUUAUCCACAGAACUAAAUAAAACUAGGAACAUAAAUCAUGAAUCUGAAUUUGAUUUCAGUAAUGUUGAAAUUAAAACCGAGAGGUUUUCAGAUUGGGACACUUAAAAAUAUACAU